Spirometra erinaceieuropaei is the source of this 630-nucleotide messenger RNA. The record is from the annotation of a GenBank genome assembly. NCBI's taxonomy places the organism in Eukaryota, Metazoa, Platyhelminthes, Cestoda, Diphyllobothriidea, Diphyllobothriidae.
AUGGUGCGUCUGCUCCACGGUGGCAUGAUGACGCAAGUCACAGACAAUGGAGAUAUCUCAGAGGCAUUCGCAGUGACCAAUGGAGUGGAGCAGGUCAACAUCAUCGCGCCUACGCUCUUCAGUCUCAUAUUCUCUGCCAUGCUGAUAGACGCCUACUGGGACGAACGCCCUGGGAUCCGCAUCGCCUGCAGGAUGGACGGCCACCUCCUCAGUCAGUGGCGGAUGCACUUCCAGUUGCGUGCAUCCACAACCACUGUCCACGAACUUCUGUUCGCCGACGACUGCACCCUCAACAUCACCUCGAAAGAGGACAUGCAAAGUAGCAUGGACCUCUUCUCCGCCGCCUGCGAGAACCUCAGACUGGCCAUCAACACGGAAAAGGUGAUUGUCAUGCACCAAUCGCCACACAACACUGCCAUCCCCCACAAUGCGCCGCAAAUCAGCGUGAACGGAACCCUAAUGCAAGUGGUGGCCAAAUUCACGUAUCUGGGCAGCAUCCUCUCCCGCAGCACCAAAAUCGACAAUGAAGUGGCCCGCUGGAUUUCUAAGGCCAGUCAAGCCUUUGGCCGCCUUCAAAGCACAGUUUGGAAUCGCCACGGUCUUCAACUCAGUACGAAACUGAAGAUGUAA